This is a messenger RNA of Rubroshorea leprosula, 701 nucleotides long. NCBI's taxonomy places the organism in Eukaryota, Viridiplantae, Streptophyta, Magnoliopsida, Malvales, Dipterocarpaceae. The record is from the annotation of a GenBank genome assembly.
GUAGAGAGGGAUUGGAAAUCAGAGGAAUGUUGGGAAUAAGGUUGUGAAUGAUAGGGAACAAAGAGGAAUAGGUAAUUCGAGGUCUGUUGGAUUAAAGGUUGGCAUCAGGGAACAACAUUUUGUCCAACCAGGGAUGUCAUAUGUCCAAGUUGUUAUGGGAAGAUCUUUGAGGAUAGUCAACACUCCGGUUCGGAACAAACAAGCAGACAACAAAGUAAGAGCUAAAACUGUGGAUAGGGUCUCUAUCAAUCAGGGGAAGCUUAUAAACCUUGAGGUUGAAAGCUCUGGUGACAAGGAGGGUGUUAAUAAUACAAGACAUAAUAGGGAGGAGAUUAUAGAAUUUUCUCCAUUGAAAGAGGAGAAUCAGUGGCUGAAGGGUAGUAUGAUAGCAGUGGUUAAGUCAAUGUCAAUGAUCUCUACUAUUCAAGAAAGAGUGGAUGUGGAUGGGGGUUUGAUCAAUCUAUCACCAUUGGGAGGGAGAAGCUUAUUGUUAACUGACCGGUUGGAGGGAUACUUGAGUGAGUAUAUGUAGUAGGACAAAGAUUUAUUUGAUCUCUGGUGUGAGGCUAUUUAUCCAUGGCUUGUGGCGCCUUAGAAUUGUGGUAGAAUGGUAUGGUUGCGAAUAUCUGGAGUUCCAUUAAAAGCAUGGAGUGAUCAGUGUUUUUAGAGAAUAGCAGCUUCAUUAAAGGAAGUGGUAAUGG